GAUGUGAGGGAUCUUGGCCGCUCUGGGCGCCGUGAGCGGCGGCGGCGGCGCGGCCGAUGACAGCAUUCGGUCGCGACGCUUUCCCGGCCCGGCGGCUCUGGUAGCGGUUCCCAGAGCAGCUGCAGCGGUUGCUUUGGCCGCGGCCGCAGCCGCCACGCGUAGCGACCGAACGGAGGGAAGGCGGGGGCCCCUUCGGCGCGGGAACUGCGGAGCCCGCGUUCCCGCCCACUUCGCCUGCGGGCUAGCGCCCUCGGGCUGGGCUCCCGCCCCCGCCGCCGCCAGCUCCAGCGGCCAAGGGAAGUUGGGGGCCGCCCGAACGCUCGCAGGGCCCGGCAGGACCCGGUCCCCUGCGUCCCGCCUCUCCGGUGGCCCCGCACUGGAUUUCCAGAUUUACAGUAUGGAUGAACAUUAAUGGAAGGAGAAGUGUAAACUCAUCUUCUCUCACUAUGGAGGCAGGUUUGGGAGACGGAGAACCUGACCGAACUUUGCUUCUUGGUGAUAGCAAAGAUGUCCUUGGGCCAUCAACUGUGGUAGCAAACAGUGACGAAUCUCAACUUCUGACACCAGCAAAGAUGAGUCAGCGCCAAGGGAAAGAAGCCUACCCCACGCCAACCAGAGAUUUGUAUCAGCCACCUUUCAGUCCAGCAAGUCCCCAUAACCAGGGUUUUGAAAGAGGAAAAGAAGACAUUUCUCAAAAUAAAGAUGAAUCUUCAAUUUCUAUGUCAAAGAGCAAGUCUGAAUCAAAACUUUAUAAUGGCUCAGAGAAGGAUAAUUCAGCUUCAAGCAAGCUCACAAAAAAAGAGUCUCUUAAGGUGCAAAAGAAAAAUUACCGAGAAGAAAAGAAAAGAGCCACAAAGGAGUUACUCAGUACAAUCACAGAUCCUUCAGUUAUAGUUAUGGCCGAUUGGUUGAAGAUUCGUGGUACUCUAAAGAGCUGGACAAAGCUGUGGUGUGUAUUGAAACCAGGGGUGCUACUCAUCUAUAAAACCCAAAAAAAUGGUCAAUGGGUAGGAACAGUCCUUCUGAAUGCCUGUGAGAUCAUUGAGCGUCCUUCAAAAAAGGAUGGCUUUUGUUUCAAACUUUUUCAUCCUUUGGAGCAGUCUAUUUGGGCAGUGAAGGGUCCAAAAGGCGAGGCAGUUGGGUCCAUAACGCAGCCCUUACCUAGCAGUUACUUGAUCAUCCGAGCUACUACCGAAUCAGAUGGCAGGUGCUGGAUGGAUGCUUUGGAGCUGGCUUUGAAAUGCUCUAGCCUGCUCAAACGUGCCGUGAUCAGGGAAGGAAAGGAGCAUGACCUGAGCACGUCCUCAGAGAGCACACAUGUGACUUUGUACGGCUUAUUACGUGCUAACAAUCUCCACAGUGGUGACCACUUCCAGUUAAAUGAUAGUGAAAUUGAAAGACAGCAUUUUAAGGACCAAGAUAUGUAUUCUGAUAAAUCCGAUAAAGAAAAUGAUCAAGAGCAUGAUGAGUCUGACAAUGAGGUAAUGGGGAAAAGCGAAGAAAGUGACACAGACACGUCAGAAAGGCAGGAUGAUUCUUACAUUGAACCUGAACCCGUUGAGCCUCUAAAGGAGACCACCUACUCGGAACAGAGCCAUGAAGAACUCGGAGAGGCAGGUGAAGCUUCUCAAACAGAAACGGUGUCUGAAGAAAACAAAAGCCUUAUCUGGACGCUGCUGAAACAAGUCCGUCCUGGCAUGGACCUGUCCAGAGUGGUUCUGCCUACAUUUAUUUUGGAACCUCGUUCCUUCCUGGAUAAACUUUCAGAUUAUUACUAUCAUGCAGAUUUCCUAUCAGAGGCUUCUCUUGAAGAAAAUCCUUAUUUCCGUUUGAGGAAAGUAGUGAAAUGGUAUUUGUCAGGAUUCUAUAAAAAGCCAAAGGGACUGAAGAAACCUUACAAUCCUAUACUUGGGGAGACUUUCCGUUGUUUGUGGAUUCAUCCCAAAACAAACAGCAAAACAUUUUAUAUUGCUGAACAGGUGUCCCAUCAUCCACCAAUAUCUGCCUUUUAUGUAAGUAAUCGAAAGGAUGGAUUUUGCCUUAGUGGCAGCAUCCUGGCUAAGUCCAAGUUCUAUGGAAAUUCAUUAUCUGCAAUAUUAGAAGGAGAAGCACGGUUAACUUUUUUGAAUAGAGGUGAAGAUUAUGUAAUGACAAUGCCAUAUGCUCAUUGUAAAGGAAUUCUUUAUGGUACAAUGACACUGGAGCUUGGUGGAACAGUCAAUAUUACAUGUCAAAAAACUGGAUAUAGUGCAAUACUUGAAUUCAAACUAAAGCCAUUUCUAGGUAGUAGUGACUGUGUUAAUCAAAUAUCAGGGAAACUUAAAUUGGGAAAAGAAGUCCUAGCUACUUUGGAAGGCCAUUGGGAUAGUGAAGUUUUUAUUAAUGACAAAAAGACUGAUAAUUCAGAGGUUUUCUGGAAUCCAACACCAGACAUUAAGCAAUGGAGAUUAAUAAGACACACUGUGAAAUUUGAAGAACAGGGAGAUUUUGAAUCAGAGAAACUCUGGCAGCGGGUCACUAGAGCGAUUAAUGCCAAAGACCAAACAGAAGCCACUCAAGAGAAGUAUGUUUUAGAAGAAGCUCAAAGACAAGCUGCCAGACAUCGGAAAACAAAAAAUGAAGAGUGGAUGUGCAAGUUAUUUGAGCUUGAUCCACUCACAGGAGAAUGGCACUACAGGUUUGCAGAUACUCGACCAUGGGACCCACUUAAUGAUAUGAUACAGUUCGAAAAAGAUGGUGUCAUCCAGACCAAAGUGAAGCACCGCACUCCCAUGGUUAGUGUCCCAAAAAUGAAACAUAAGCCAACCAGGCAACAGAAGAAGGUGGCAAAGGGCUAUUCCUCCCCAGAACCUGAUAUUCAGGACUCAUCUGGAAGUGAAGCUCAGUCACUAAAGCCAAGUACAAGAAGAAAGAAAGGGAUAGAACUGGGAGACAUUCAGAAUUCCAUCGAGUCUAUAAAACAAACCCAGGAAGAAAUUAAAAGAAAUAUUAUGGCUCUUCGAAAUCAUUUACUUUCAAGCACACCUGCCACGGAUUAUUUUCUGCAACAAAAAGACUACUUCAUCAUUUUCCUCCUGAUUUUGCUUCAAGUCAUAAUAAACUUCAUGUUUAAGUAAAAGUUCUUUACAAUUGAAUCAGUGAACUGGAAUAAUUGGAUUUGGCCUGGAACCAAUAUUCAAGUUGGUUUGGUCUCUGUUAAAAUAUCACAAUAUUUCUAAAACUACCUUCAAGAUAAAUGUAGAGGUGUUGACCUUUCAUACUGUUUAUCCUUAACCUGAAACAAGAGCUACUCUAUUUGGUUAUUAAAGUGAGCUAUGUGUUAAGUGCCAGAACAUAUCUAGCUUUUGUGACAAUGUGUCUACAUGUGAAUAUAAUCCACAUGUAGACACAGUUGUGUCUUAUGUGUACCUGACAGUAGUCAUUGUAUUCUAUAGUAUGUUCUGAGAUUUAACAUUAACUUUGUUCAUAACAAAAAUGCUAUCAAUCUUAUAAAUAUGUUAUCUAUUUUCUUCAUUAAACAGGCAUAAAACUUUUAUCAAUAAGGAAUGAUAGAAUGGAAAAUGGUGGGAUAACAGAUAUUAUAAACAGUUCAAUAUUCUAUAGUUAAAAAAAAUCAUUUCCAAAGCACCUAGCUCAAUUGUCUCCUUAGAAACAGCAAGAAAAAAGUGUGGUCAAAAUUAACAUAUUGAGAGAGACAUGGUGGCAAAUUGCUUUUUAAAAAAUUCACACAAGAUAUUUUUAACCCCUAGAAUUGAAUAUUUAUAGAUAUAGAUAUAAAUGUGCAUAUGGGUAUAUCAACAUAAAAAACUGGUAUGCAACUACUUGGAUCUAUUGAUUAUCUUUCAUAUCAUACCUAUGUAAUAACACCUUCAACACUUGCUUGAAAAACGUGUGGUCAAAAUUGAUUGCUCUCCUAUCUUCUUUUUUUUUUUUAAUGUAGUUGGUCGAAUAAUAUAGGUCAAAUUCUAGAAAGUCUAUAGGACAUAUAGAAUGCUGAUAAUACAUGUUUUUUCAUUAUGAAAAACUUAUUUUAGCACUUAUUUAGACCCUAGUGUGUUCAGUAAAUAACGUAGAAUAGAAAAAAUUACAACCAAUAUUUUAUUUUACUUCAAAAGCCAAAUAUGAGAUAGGCAAUAAGAAAAAACGCUUAGUGUGGUGGCAUUUCUGUUAAAAUUUCUUUAAAAUGUGCAAUAAGUUGAGCUUGUAAGAAGAGCGUCAAGUUCUGAAGUUCCUUUGUCAUCCUUGGUUCUUGGCAGCUUCAUCCUGUGGCAAAACUACAGUUCUUCAAGGUUCCCUUCCGCUCAGGCCGAGACAAGCUUUUCGUGAAUUUUCUCAAUUUGAUGUUUUUACUUUGUGUUUUUAAAUAAAUAUUUAUAAUUCUCAAAAGCAAUUUUUGCAAAUGUAGUUAGGCUUAGAACAUGUCCCAAGGUGUAUCUUAGAGUCCUGAAAAUACAGAUUUUAAAAUGUCAUUGAUGAAAAGAAGGUCAGAGAGAAUAAUUGCUGAGGCUACAUUUGCCUUUGGCUGAGAGACUGCAAGACCCUAGCAAAAUUACAGUCAGCUAUCUGUGCCAUGAUAAAUACAAAAUCAAGGAGUGACCGCUAAAUUAUGAAAAUUGAAAAUGACAAAAAGAGCCUCUUCUUUUCCCCCCAGUAUAGCUAUCUUAAGUAUCUUUGGGUUUUAUGAAGAACUAUUUAUUUCCUAUGUAUUUUUCACAAAAUAAUGCUGUAUUCCAAAUGUACAUGUGAAAGCAUGUUUUGAGUUGAUGAAAAUGUAAAUACGAUGUAUGUGUACCUAGUGGAAGGACAGGUAUAAUAUGAUUACACAAGAGCAGGUGGGGCUUUCUUGUUAUCUCAUACUUGUCAAUAUAAUCUUGUGCUUUCUUACCAAUGUUAUGCUCACCUGCCUAUGAAUUGACAUAUUUUGUAAAUAUUGUACAAUUUGGUUCUUUUUAAAGGUUUUAAAUUCAUAUUAAUUUAUAUUAUAUAUAGAUUGAUUGGUUGAUAACAAAAAUUACUUCAUCAUUAGCCCAGAAAACCUAAAAUAUUUUUGUUGGUAAACCUCCUAUGGGGUUUUAGUCUUAUUCACUUGUGUGUUAUUUUCAUUUCGUCUAACUAGUGUUUUAUUUGUAUGGGUAUCUUCCAAGACUGGAAAAGUAGUUAUUUUCUUUUUAGGGCAGAUGUUAUGGGUUCCUGUUACCCAAGGAAUCAGUAACUAUCCCAUGAGAAAGAAAGAGCAGGGCUGCUCAUGACUGUUUCUUAUACACUAAAAGCAUGUAUCUUAUGUAAUAAUCCCCUUAGGCUUUUAGCUGUAUGAGUUCCUUUCUGUGAACUGAACACAAAACUCAGGAAUUGGUGGCUUACUUUUAGAUCAGUGCUUUUACUAGGCUUAGUGUGUGAAUUAAAACAUAUAACUAACUUUGUAUGUAGCCAUAUAUGUAAUUGACUUUGUUCUCUACCUGAGAUUAAUCUUCCUUCAUAUGUGGAUUCAUAAAAUUGUGAUUUUCAGUUCCCAGUUGUCUGAGAGCCUUUUGAUGGUUUCUAGGAUAUUUAAGACCUUAUGACAAGUUUUUUUCAUUUGAUCAGAAAUUUUAUUUUUUCAUAUGAGAUGUUAGAUGAGUCACUUUGUCGACAUGUGCAUUUGUCUUAGUUGUUAAAUGUAUUAUGCCUUCAGUUAUCCACCAUUUAGUUAGAUGUAGCUGGCCCAGGAAAAGACAGUAAAAAGGACAUGCAAAGUAAGUUUCAGCAAUAGAUGUUUUACUUAUACUUCACCUCAGUACUUUUUUGUAUCACUUAUAAAGGUACAGUGUAAUCUUUGUCACCAUUCCGUUGUAAAAUGCAGCCCUCAUUUAGUAUUCAUGCUUCUGUGCCUUUAAGAAUAUACUUUUGUCACAUUUGUGUUACAGACUAUAAUGUGAUUCAGAGUGUUCAUAGGUUUAAUUGUCAUAAAAGGGUCAUUUCUCUGUGUCACUUUAUUUCCUUUUAUAUAGCUACAGUAUAUUUAAACAGUAAUGAUGUACUUUUAUAAGGGUUUGUCUGUUUAUCUAUGUCAAAUAUAUUCUUCACUUUCAGACACCAUUGAGGUAGACUUGUCAGAUUAUUCUCAGUAUUGUAAACAGUGCCUUUUUGAUGGAAUUCACACUGUUUGGGGUGUCAAUUUAUGCCAUGUACACAAAAAUCUGUGGAAGGCAGUUUUAACCUUUUGAAGAAUAUCUUAAAUAUUUAAGAAAACAAAUGUAUCAGAUUCCAUUAUUUCCAGUGUUUAGCAUUUCUAGUGAGCAAUGAAUAUAUUUUGGGUUUUUUUGUUUGACAUACAGUGAUAUGGCAUCAUUGAUGAGGCUAUGCAUGAUGCCGCAGGUUAUCUGAAUUAUAUUAAAUGUAUAGAAAUAAAAUAUUAAAAUUCACAUCCAUACCAAAUUUUCCAAUUUGAACCAGUUGGGGGAAACUCCACCCAAAUCACUACAUUUACAUUUCAACUUCUAUUUUAUUUGCAUGGAAAAAAAGAUUCUUUAAACUGCAUAAACUGCCAUUACUACAUAAUUUGUUUCAUUUUGUUUACCUACAGUGUGAAUUUAGUGUACUUAAUUUACCUUUUAUUACUCUUAACAUACUGUUUGUUAGUUUUUAAUUGAAGAUGGACUGUUAAAAUUGUAUAGGACCAGUGUCUCCCUAAUAUGAUUAACAUAGAAGAGCCACAAGAAACCCAUGACAAAAUGAAUGUGAAUAUACUUCCUGAAAUAUCUAGAAAAUUUUGUCUUUUUGCAUUUAUCAUGUAAAAUUAUUUUACUAUUACAAUAUUGACAUUUAUUUAAAGAAAAUGCCAGGGAACAUUUGAACUGAUGAGCCACAGAACUUAAGUUGAAAUUUUUUCUCACUUUUUAGCCUAAAUAUACAUCUGAGUUAAAUAUCCUUUUAAUGGCCAUUUAUAAAUUCAAACACUACCACUGGUCAGUUUUGUAUUAUAGAAUAAUAGUAUGUUAUCCACAGUGUAAGUAUAGAGCACUGUCAAAAUCUUUUCCUUAAGGUCCAUAGUAGAUGUACAGAUAGUCAUAGGCUACUGUUUUGUAAUGUGUUACAUUUCUAACCUAUUAUUCCUAACAUAAAUGUUUGCAGAGACAAAAAAGAUAAGAGUUUUUCUAACAGUCUGUAAAAUUCUGCUAACUUCUACAAGUAGGCUUUCUAAAUAAAAUUUUUUAAAAAGAA
Molecule: messenger RNA, 7200 nt
Organism: Manis javanica (Malayan pangolin)
Lineage: Eukaryota; Metazoa; Chordata; Mammalia; Pholidota; Manidae
Source: RefSeq, a predicted model, not a curated record